This is a messenger RNA of Alternaria ethzedia, 1125 nucleotides long. RefSeq lists its product as uncharacterized. The record is from RefSeq and is a predicted model, not a curated record. Gene Ontology annotation, molecular function: hydrolase activity, hydrolyzing O-glycosyl compounds. The transcript is spliced from 3 exons. The coding region runs from base 1 to 1125 and encodes 374 amino acids. NCBI's taxonomy places the organism in Eukaryota, Fungi, Ascomycota, Dothideomycetes, Pleosporales, Pleosporaceae.
AUGCGCAGCCUUAUGGCUAUCACUUCCUUGCUGGGGCUAUCGACAACGGUAGUCAACGGUUUGGUACCAACUCGCAGGCAAGCUUCAACUUCAUUCGCAGGAAGUAAUGAGUACUUUCUUCAUGCCCUUUCUGCAUCCGAGCAGAAGGAGUAUGUUGAAACUCUUGCUGGAUGGGGCGCCAAGGUCCUGAGGCUGUGGGCGACGAACGUUGCUACAGGGUGCUUGAAGGGCAGUACUAUCGAGAAUGACGUGCCAGCUUUCGAAGCGACGGUUGGUGUGUACGAUACCACCGUUCUAGAUAAGCUCGACGACACUCUCAAACUACUGCACGACAACGGUAUGAAGGCAAUCAUAUCUCCCCACAACGCCAAUACACUGGGCGGUAGCGCAGGGUGCGAUGCAUACUGUCAGAAGUAUGGCGACGCACCUACCUUCUACUCUUCAUCCAACGCCAAAGCCGACUACGACAACAGACUCAGCGAGAUGCUAAACUACCAGUCACCAAACUUUGGCAAAGCCUGGAAAGAUAUGGAAGAGGUCAUCAUGGCUUUCGACCUACAGAACGAGCCGCUGAUUGGGCAAAUCGACCUGUUGAACGCCAACGACCCGGACGACUGGCUGUGUGGCCGUGCUGGAGCACUGCGCAGUGCUCUUGGAUCCUCCAACAUCAAGGUUGCCACAGGCGGUGUCGGCGGCUCUCACUACUGCUGUAACCACGAGUUCAAUACGCUGGAGAAGGCUAUGCAGUGCGAUGCCAUCGACAUCAUCAGCAUGCACGGAUACAUGAGCAAGGCGUCUGACUGGGCGUACUACAUCACCGGCGAUAGGGAGGUCUUGAGCGGAGCGAGGGCUGCAGGCAAGAACAUCAUGAUGGAAGAGUGGGGCGUCUCGGUCGACUACCAGGACUCUUUCGAUACGCAGGUUCAAGUGUUCAAUGAUGCUGGAGUUCCUUGGUUGUACUGGCAGAUCGUCCCUGGCUUAGACGGCUCUGAAGCUGGCGCGCCCACCAGCUGUGGUUAUGAUAGCUUCGAGAUUGGUUUGGGUAGCUCAAAGGGCGAUGUCGCCGGAGGGAUUGCUGCAGCGAGCGCAGCUUCGGCAGCGCAAUCUUGGGCGGGUUAUUUGUGA